GCUAGGACCGAGCGCGCCGGGCCGUCCCUGCUCCGGCUCUGGAGCUCCUGGGCUGGCGGUGCCUGUAGAACCUCCUGCUUAGCCUUCCCCGAAGACACUUUCUAGGACCAAACAAGGAAGACUCUCUUGGGACACUGCAUGGGGUUUCAAAGGGUGGUGAAGACCUGAGGUAGAAGAAUACAUGUUUACUCCUAGUGAACAAGAGCAUGUUCCCAAACUCAAUUUUGGGUCGCCCGCCUUUCACCCCAAACCAUCAACAACAUAAUAACUUCUUCACCCUGUCACCAAGUCUUUAUUCACACCAGCAGCUUAUAGAUGCACAGUUCAACUUUCAGAAUACAGACUUGUCUAGAGCUGUAUCAUUACAGCAGUUGACAUAUGGAAAUGUCAGUCCAAUACAGACCUCAACUUCCCCAUUAUUUCGAGGAAGGAAGAGAUUAAGUGAUGAAAAGAAUCUUCCUCUUGAUGGUAAACGUCAACGUUUCCAUUCACCUCACCAAGAGCCAACUAUAGUUAACCACAUAGUGCCUUUAUCAGGUGAAAGAAGAUACUCAAUGCUGCCAUUGUUUCAUACACACUAUGUACCAGAUAUAGUCAGAGGUGUUCCACCUUUUCGAGAAAUACCAUUUUUAGAACCUAGAGAAAUCACACUUCCUGAGGCCAAAGAUAAGUUGAGUCAGCAGAUACUGGAGUUAUUUGAAGCAUGUCAGCAGCAAGUAAGUGAUUUAAAGAAGAAAGAACUCUGUCGAACAGAGCUGCAGAGAGAAAUUCAGCUGAUAUUUCCACAAAGCAGACUUUUUUUAGUUGGGUCCUCUUUAAAUGGAUUUGGUACUCGGAGCAGUGAUGGUGAUUUAUGUCUGGUUGUUAAAGAGGAACCAUGUUUUUUUCAGGUAAAUCAGAAGACUGAAGCAUGGCAUAUCCUCACCUUAGUCCAUAAACACUUCUGUACUAGACUUUCUGGUUACAUUGAGAGACCUCAGCUGAUUCGAGCAAAAGUGCCAAUUGUGAAGUUCAGGGAUAAAGUCAGUUGUGUGGAGUUCGACUUGAAUGUAAACAAUAUUGUUGGAAUAAGAAACACAUUCCUUCUCAGAACGUAUGCAUACCUUGAAAAUCGAGUUCGUCCGUUAGUACUGGUGAUUAAGAAGUGGGCGAGUCACCAUGAGAUAAAUGAUGCCAGUCGUGGUACUUUAAGCAGCUAUAGUCUUGUAUUGAUGGUUUUGCACUAUUUACAAACCCUACCUGAACCCAUCCUUCCAUCCAUCCAAAAAAUUUACCCAGAAUCUUUUAGUCCUGCUAUACAGCUGCACCUUGUACAUCAAGCUCCAUGUAAUGUUCCUCCUUACCUCUCAAAGAAUGAAUCAAAUCUUGGGGACCUCUUGCUGGGCUUUCUUAAAUAUUAUGCUACAGAAUUUGACUGGAACAGUCAGAUGAUUUCAGUUCGUGAAGCCAAAGCCAUUCCCAGGCCUGAUGGUAUUGAGUGGAGAAAUAAAUACAUCUGUGUAGAAGUCAUGGCACAGAUUGAGAAACAAACGAGAUUUGAGCAGUAUACUACCGUUAAGAACUGCUAUCCUGAAAAGAUAACUGGCCUCUAUUUCUUAAUAAAGAACAGUAGUAACAUCGUAAUGCAUUUUGUUUACCUUCAUCUUGGUUUCUUUUUAAUUGUUCUUCUUGUUUUCAUGUUUUAUUCUAAAGAGGACAUACUUAUAUAUGCAUAUUUUAUUAUGACAUUUCCUAAUAAAACCCUUUGAUUUAAAGAUGUAUUUUUGAAAAUGUUUACAUUGUUGAUUAGUAAUAUUAUGGCAUGAAUUUUCAGGAGAUCAAAUAAAAUAUUUUUGGGGGAAUUAUCAAAUAAAAGUUUUUUGCUAUAACUGUAAUUAAUUGUACCACAUGCUAAUACUGAAGAGAUGUGUGAACUGUUUUGGAAAGGGUCUGAUUUAUACAUACUUAAAGUAUCACCUUCAGUAGAUGGUUUGUUGCCUGAGUCUUUUCUAAUGAAGUGAAGAUUCGAGUCAGUUAUUCAGUUACUUGAAGCAAAAUGAAAUCUUUUAUUUCAGUGAAAUCACUGCAGAGGCAUGAAAUACUGGACAAUUGCCUUAAGUCCUCACUUGACUCAUUAGGAUAGACUGAGGCUUUGUGUCGAUAUUAGCAUUUCAUUAGUACCUCACAUGCUUUUGGUGUACUCGCGAUUGCUUUAAACUUUGUGUUGAAACAACUACAUUUUGCACUGUAGUAAUAUGAGCACUAACUCUGUAUUGUACAGCAGUUAGGGAAUUGUUUUGAAGAAUCAGUUCAGUGUAGACAUUUUGAAAAGAUUAAGUCCUCUGUGCUUUAUGAUAGCUUAGUGCAAUUUGCACUUUUGCUUUACUUCCCGUUUUCUGCUUUUAUUUUUCCUGUGACAUGAAGCAACAGAAACUGAAAGAUCAAAGUUGAGAUUAUAUCCUAUUGAUAGUAUCAGAGUUUUUUCUGUGUAUAAUUAUAGGAUUGUAAUCUAAACUGGAAUUUUUAGGCAGUAAGCCACUAUAAAAUUUUCUAGAUAAGACAUAACAUUAUUAUAAAUAAAAGCUUAAUGUUUGUAAAGAUAUCUUUUCCACAAGAAGAAAUAGUGGUGGCUGCUAAAAAAGCUACAGUGUUUAUUAAGGUCGUUUUUGGUGUAUGUAAAUAUUUGUAAAUUGGUCAGUGCCUGUAAAUUUAAAUAUAAAUAAUCUUAAAAACAGUUUUAACUUUUUCAAAAGGACUGUGUACAACUUCUUUUAGACCUGCUGUAGCACAGUUUGUACCUCUAAUGUAUUUGGUUUUUUUGCAGACCAAUUCAAAUGCUAACAGACUUUUGCUUUUUGACUCGUAAAAGGUGCAUAUUUUCAUUUUUUUCUUUA
Messenger RNA from Kogia breviceps (pygmy sperm whale), 2873 nucleotides. The record is from RefSeq and is a predicted model, not a curated record. NCBI's taxonomy places the organism in Eukaryota, Metazoa, Chordata, Mammalia, Artiodactyla, Physeteridae.